GAGCCUUGCGCAAAGGCCAUUCGCACCAUGAUUCGCGCAAAUCAGAAAGCGAAACCCCGUUGCCGAACGCAGAUCGAGUACUUCUCCAAUGUGGUCAGUGUACUGCCUUUUGAUAUCCCUGCCAUACCUAGUGGUGGCAUUCAAUGCAGGUGCAGACGACAAUAUCGACGGCAACCUUAUCGGUUGUGACUCUUAUUACCAUCAACUCAUGGUUAGGCAUGAGUUGCGAGGAUCAGUACCGCACGACCUGCCCAAUCUCCAGGAAUCCUCAUUAAAUGUCACAUUCUAUCUGUUGACCGGUUCUGACCAAAAUGGCAGUACAGUACUGACCACUGGAGAUAUUCGGUCGCUCCGGGACUCCAGCUUCAACAGUUCAAAUCCAACGUGAAUAAUCGUUCACGGGUUUUGCAACUGCCACCUGUCACAAUUCUGCGAAGCUACUCGGCAAAAGCUGGUCAAACAGCCUCAACAGUACAACGUGAUCACGAUGAGUUGGCCCAGUGGAAAGUGGCUUUUGGAUUAUUGGACGGCACGCUGGAGAAUUGAUCCGGCUUCGCAAAUAUUGGCCGAUUUCAUCGAUUUCCUGCACACCGCUGGUGGAAUGGAUCUUCAGGAUCUGUAUUUGGUGGGUCACAGUUUGGGGGCGCACUUGUCCGGGUUGGCGGGUAAGAAGGUAACUUCCGGUAAAGUGGGAACUAUCGUUGCAUUGGAUCCAGCAAAGCCGGCCUUCGACAUAAACAAGCCCGACGAGCGGCUGGCGAUUACUGAUGCAAACUACGUUGAGGUGAUACAUACCAAUGGAAAAAGGCUGGGUAUGUAUGCACCAAUUGGACACACGGACUUCUACCCGAAUGGAGGAGUUCAGCAACCUGGAUGCUCAAUGUGGUGGUUCGGAGCAUCCUGCGCACAUGGACGCGCUUGGGAGCUCUACGCGGAGUCCAUCGAGUCCAAGCUGGGGUUCUGGUCAACGUUGUGUUCCAGCUUGGAUAUGGUCAGUGAGGCGGGCUGUCGGAGUCCGAAGGCGAAACUCAAAAUGGGAGGGGACCCCAUCGUGCAGACAGAGAGGGGAAUUUUAACGGUUCGUACGAAAGCAACGUCACCCUAUGCGGAAGGGAAACUGCAGCGAGACGAUUAUGGCAAGCGAGUUUGGAGGAGUCGGUUUGCAAACGGCAGCCCCCCGGUAGUAUAUGGAAUAAUUGAGCAGUGAUAACCCGCUGAAUGAGAUCAACAUAACUGUCAGAGUGAAGUAGCCAUCUAAGUGUAUUGUGUAUUUGCACAGAUGAGCGAUGAGGCAUUUAUCACAUGUGCAUUUAUGCUGAUGAAUGUGUAUGUUUGUUAUUAUUUUAAAUCCGUACUAUGUAUUUCUUGUAAAUAGAUGUCCGUUGAAUCGCA
Molecule: messenger RNA, 1392 nt
Organism: Aedes albopictus (Asian tiger mosquito)
Lineage: Eukaryota; Metazoa; Arthropoda; Insecta; Diptera; Culicidae
Product: pancreatic lipase-related protein 2
Exons: 3
Biological process (GO): lipid catabolic process
Molecular function (GO): lipase activity
Source: RefSeq, a predicted model, not a curated record